GCCUCUUUGCCUGUACCGUCGCCACGGAAAGAGAAAACACCGCAGCUACUAUGAAAUUAACUAUGACCUUUGGUGUUAUCUGAUUGGCCCAAAACUGCAGUGUGUCCACUCCCACAAGGCUUAGGGGCGGUAAUUCCCUUCUCAUCAUGGAAUCGCCUCACGCGAUUGGUUAAUCGGCCCCGUCGCUUGCCACUGUUACGUCCCUCGGGAUUCCGCGGCUCUCACGGGAUGACAAUGUUACAAGGAGCUGAAGAAAGCAACAAAAGGCGUCCUCGGGAGAGUUUUAGCCAGAAUUGGUGUGGCACUCGAAGGACACUAGCGUACUAGGUGGUCAAUGCUGGAGUUUUAGUGAUACACGGAAGAGGAUAGUGUAUGUACGGCAAUAGAUACAUUUUCUCUGAGGAGCUGAUUAGCCAGUAUUACAUUUUUAUCUGUGUGGCAAUUUUUUGUGUGUCUCUCUCGAUCAUCGAUGUGCGUGUCAUCUAUCUUAUAAGAGCUUUUCAUAUCUGCUGGGGAUAUAUCUCAUCUAAAAAAAAAAAAAUCAACCAUCAUAAUCGAGUUGAUUUUUUUUGUUAAAAAAAAAAAAAUUGUAAUUUUGAAGAAAUAUAAUUUGUAAAUUUUUUUUUUGCUUGGUUGAGAAGAUAUCAAGACACGAAUGACAUUCGUAGGUAAUCGUUCAUGUUCGGCUAUCAGGAGGGUGUGACGAUCCGCAAUCCGGAAUUCCUCAUGAAAGACGAAGGACUGACCACACAACUAACCCCCGUACGAAACUGGAUGCAGCCGACAGUCGUGGAACAAGGUGUUGGGGGAAGUGUUGGACUCGGGAGAGCUCACUUCGAAAAACAGCCCCCCAGCAACCUAAGGAAAAGCAACUUCUUCCAUUUCGUGCUAGCUUUGUAUGACAGGCAAGGACAGCCCGUGGAAGUGGAGAGAACUGCAUUUAUAGAUUUUAUAGAAAAAGAUACGGAGUCGGAUUCACAGAAAACUAAUAAUGGAAUACAUUACAGGAUUCAGCUUCUGUUUGCAAAUGGGGUCAGGCAAGAACAAGAUAUUUUCGUUCGGCUUAUUGACUCGGUCACAAAACAGGCCAUCAUUUACGAAGGGCAGGAUAAAAACCCGGAAAUGUGCCGAGUUCUUCUAACACACGAAGUCAUGUGCAGUCGGUGUUGUGAUAAGAAAAGUUGUGGAAACAGAAACGAAACUCCAUCGGAUCCAGUUAUCAUUGACAGAUUUUUCUUGAAAUUCUUCAUGAAAUGCAACCAGAACUGUUUGAAAAAUGCUGGAAAUCCCAGAGAUAUGCGACGUUUUCAGGUGGCUGUGUGUACGAAUGUGGCAGUGGAUGGUCCGCUGUUGACCGUCUCAGACAACAUGUUUGUCCACAACAACUCCAAGCACGGCAGGCGGGCCAGAAGACUCGAUCCCACAGAAGGAGAGUACCCCGGAAGUUAUGGUCAAAAUCCACAUCUAUUUUGGGGAAAACCAGAGUUAUGUCCCCGCCUUGACAACGGACGUUUUCUAUUUCCAGCUACGCCGUGCAUUAAAGCCAUAUGUCCGAGUGAAGGUUGGACCACAGGGGGCACCACCGUCAUCAUAAUAGGAGAUAACUUCUUUGAUGGCUUGCAAGUGGUGUUCGGGACAAUGCUUGUCUGGAGUGAGCUUCUGACGUCACACGCUAUACGGGUACAGACGCCUCCCAGGCACAUCCCUGGCGUCGUCGAGGUCACACUGUCCUACAAAUCCAAACAGUUCUGCAAGGGCGCGCCAGGACGAUUUGUAUAUACCGCUCUCACCGAACCAACGAUUGAUUACGGGUUUCAGAGGUUAAUGAAGUUGGUGCCCAGACAUCCCGGAGAUCCAGAACGCCUUCCAAAAGAAAUCAUCCUUAAACGGGCAGCCGAUCUUGCCGAAGCUCUGUACAGCAUGCCGCGCAACCCGAACCAGCUGUCUCUACCGGCACCUCGGUCCCCUGCUAUGAACAAUCCGUCUCCCAUGUCGGGAUUCAACACGUAUCCAGGCCAGUUGGCGGUCAGCGUAGCGGACACCGUCAACGGUCAGUGGGAAGAAGGGUACAACCGAAGUCAGAGCUCAAGUGUCUCACCUAGGGGUUACGGCUCCAGUGGGUCCACGCCUCACAGCAGUAAUAGUGGCAGCUACGGAAGUACAGCAGGGAUGAAUGGUUACCAUGCCAGCGCAGGCGCACUUGGCAACAUGGGUCUUGAUCACUUCCUAAGAGAUGAAGCAAGUCGGUUAGGAGCAGUUGCCUCUUCACAUUCGCCUCCCAUGCAGAACAAUGUUCUACCCUCAGGAGGGUGUGCCCCCGGAAUUUUCUCCUUUUCGCCAGCAAAUAUGAUAACUGCUGUAAAACAGAAAAGUGCCUUCGCUCCAGUAAUGCACGGCAUUAGCCCGCCGCCCGUAAUACCGGGCAUUCAGUACGGCUGGGUAACACACACCUAAUACACGAAUGGGAAGCAUCGUAGGAUCACCAUUUACCAGUGUCAACCCGUUUGCACUUCCUACAUGCAACACUCAGCCCUACACCAGCUCCAUAGUGUCUCCCGCCAAAUGAACUAUACAGACAAGGACAGACAAGUAGUGAGUGCUGCGCUUUUCGGGUGGAGAGGUUUUCUUCUCUCCUCGCCUUCCUCCAUGCACCCAUCAAAAAACGAAGAAGGAGCGACUCCUAGGCAGGUUACUUUGUAAAGAUCUCAAGACUAAAUGCUCGGUGCCAAGGUUAUACAUUAAUAAUCUGCUGCAUGGCAAUGAUAAGGAACUCAUGGAUUCUUUCAAGGACGAUUCGGCUCAGUUUUGUUUUUAGAUGAAAACAAAACCCACCCUGGUGGUGAAAAAAACAAAAAAAAUAAUGGCAAACGCAGAUUUGAUGACUUGUGUGGUGAGGAGCUAUUUGAGGAUGCAGGGUUUUUAAAAAAAAUAAAUGUUUUUUUGUUUUUUCUUAAAUCGACUGUAAGAACUAAGGUUGGAAGAGAAACGUUCCAGCGUGUGACAUUGAAGUGUAGAGAUGCGUAUGUGUCUUCAUCACCUUUGUGUUCUACUUAUAAAGAGAAGGCUAAACAAACAAGAAACAUAAUCUUAGUGUGUUCAGUUUUUUUAUUGAUCAAUGCAGAACCAUGAUCUGUUUGUGGUGUACGAAGAUGACCAUGACUUUUGUCUUCAUACUUUCAUACAUAAAGAACAUGUUUCGUUUGAACAAUGGUGAUUUUAUCACAAAGAGAAUGGUGAUUUCAUCACAAAGAGAAUGGUGAUUCCAUCACAAAGAGAAUGGUGAUUUCAUCACAAAGAGAAUGGUGAUAUCACACAAAGAGUACAUUGCUGGGAUUCGAACUCGUUGUGCACACACACGCACACAUGCUGGGCUUUACUCAUUGAUAUAUCGACGUUUUCGACG
Molecule: messenger RNA, 3403 nt
Organism: Gigantopelta aegis
Lineage: Eukaryota; Metazoa; Mollusca; Gastropoda; Neomphalida; Peltospiridae
Product: transcription factor COE3-like
Exons: 17
Coding region: 679-2454 (591 amino acids)
Biological process (GO): regulation of transcription by RNA polymerase II
Molecular function (GO): RNA polymerase II cis-regulatory region sequence-specific DNA binding; DNA-binding transcription factor activity, RNA polymerase II-specific
Source: RefSeq, a predicted model, not a curated record